CUCAGCACGGGAGGGGAAGCUGCCGUUGCCAGGCAACGCCGCAGCGGGCGGGGGGAGCGGCCUGGUCGGCCCCGAAGCGGAGCAGGUCUUUCUUCAGUGAGACUCAGCAGUAACCUUUAAUGAUGGGAGACGUCCUCGCUUAUGAAGCCGAGUUACUUGGACUGGUGAAAGAGUAUUUAGACUUCGCAGAGUUUGAAGACACAGUGAAAACAUUUACAAAGGAAUGUAAAAUAAAAGGGAAGCCAUUACCUAAAACAGCAGGUGGUUCCUUGAGAGAUUCAAAAGCUUUGAUUAUCCAGAAGGAUCUGCUUGCAGCAUUUGAAGAUGGAGAUCAGAAAGUUUUCUUUGAACUUUGGGAGGAGCAUAUUUCCUCUUCACUCCGAGACAAUGACCCUCUUGCCCAGAAGCUGGAGUUCUAUCUUCACAUCCACUUCGCCAUCUACCUCUUGAAGCACUCUGUGGGCAAGCCGGACAAAGCUGACUUUGAUGAAAGGAUUUCUCACUUUAAAACAUACCUGGAGACUAAAGGGGCUGCACUGAGCCAGACCACAGAAUUCCUCCCCUUCUAUGCUUUGCCUUUUGUUCCCAACCCCAUGGUCCACCCAUCCUUUAAAGAACUCUUUCAGGAUUCUUGGAUGCCGGAGUUAAAGAUGAGGUUGGAGAAGUUCCUGUCUCUGACUCUCAAAGCCAGUCAUGUCCCAAGGCUUCUCACUUUAUACAAGGAGAAUGGACAGUGCAGCAAAGAAAUGUUGCAGCAGCUUCAUCAGCAGCUAGUGGAGGCUGAGCGCAGGAGCAUGACCUACCUUAAACGGUUUAAUAAAAUCCAGGUAGACUAUCACAAUCUCAUCGGGGUCACUGCUGAGCUGGUGGAUUCCCUCGAGGCCACAGUCAAUGGCAAGAUGAUCACGCCAGAAUAUCUUCAAAGUGUCUGUGUUCGUUUGUUUAGCAAUCAGAUGAGACAAAGUAUAGCUCAUAGUAUUGACUUCACGAGGCCUGGAACUGCAUCAACAAUGUUAAGAGCAUCUUUAGCCCCUGUGAAAAUACAGGAAGUGCCAUUGUUACCUUCUUUGGAUUAUGAGAAGCUGAAGAAAGAUCUGGUCAGCGGGAGUGAUCGUCUUAAAGCUUUUUUACUGCAGGCUCUACGCUGGCGCUUGACGACGUCUCAUCCCGGUGAGCAGAGAGACACCGUCCUGCAGGGUUAUAUCAGCAAUGACCUACUGGAUAUCCACAACAGUAGCCAGCGAAAUGUGCUAAAAUUGCUACAUUCCAAGAGUGAGGUGGUCCGACAGUACGUGGCGAGGCUUAUCAAUGCUUUUGCUUCGCUGGCAGAAGGUCGGCUCUACCUUUCCCAGAACCCAGAGUUGCUGCGAGUGCUGGAGGAAAGGCUGAAAGCUGAAGACAAGGAUUCCCUUACACGGGAGAAUGUUCUGGGGGCUUUGCAGAAAUUCAGCCUCAGACGUGCCUUGCAGACGGCUAUGAUCAAUGACGGGCUCAUUUUCUGGCUGGUUGAUGUUCUAAAGGAUACGGAUUGUCUGUCAGAUUACACGCUGGAAUAUUCUGUCGCCUUGCUCAUGAAUCUUUGUCUCAGGAGUUCAGGGAAGAAAAUGUGUGUGAAAGUUGCAAACCACGUGCUCAAAGUUCUCUCUGAUCUUCUUGGCCAUGAGAACCAUGAGAUACAGCCAUAUGUGAAUGGAGCGCUGUACAGCAUUCUUGCUAUCCCUUCCAUACGAGAAGAAGCCAGAGCAAUGGGAAUGGAAGAAAUUCUGCGGUGCUUCAUCAAGGAAGGAAACGCCGAGAUGAUCCGGCAAAUUGAAUUCAUUAUCAAACAGCUCAAUUCAGAAGACCCAUUGGAUGAUAGUGUUGAGUCUGAUGAUGAAGAGGAGGAUGAAGAUGAUGAAGAGGACCAUGAUACAAUGGAGGCUGAUCUGGACAAAGAUGAAGUGUUACAACCUCAGCUGGGAGAGCUGUCAGGAGAGAAGCUGCUGACGACAGAGUAUUUGGGAAUAAUGACCCAUACACCAAAAGUGAAAAAGAAGCUGUUUCCUGGUGUCCAUCAGAGCAUAGAUGAGCCUCUCCAGAGACCAGUCACCCCGGGCUAUCACAGAGCUGCAUACCCAACGCCAGAAAAUGAUGCCAUUUCUUCCCAUGGCAGGGACAGCAAAUUCCAGUCUAUGCAUAACUGUCGUCCUCCCACUCGUAGCGGUAGCAGGUCCAGCACUUCCGACUUUUGUAUUUCCUCUGCAGCAAUUGAAACAGACUCAUCCAAGGUAUUCUCAGCGGGUCUCAGAACGGAUCAACACCUCCCAGCAGUUACUGAAGUCCUGUCUGCCCGAUCCACUGAUUUUGUCCAGGACGAAGUUAAUGGGCAAUCAUACAGAUUCCUUCAAAUAACCAUUGGGUGGCAACAACUUUUGCUGCUGCCUGACUUGGGGCAGAUUUGAAGCAGUGACUCAGAAGCAAAAGAAUAUGGAGUCGAUGAGGAUAGAUGCUGAAGGGGCAGGGUGUGGAUGUGUUGGGGAGAGGAUAUACCAAGCCAGUAUCUGGACCCAACUUUCAGAGGUUCUGACGACCUUCAGGUCCCGUGGACUUCAGUUGAAGCUGUGGGUACUCCUCCUUCUGGGUCUUGGGCUCUGUGGCUAGAGCUUUCUGUUUCUCUAUUGCAUAUCUCUCCCUAUUAUUUCCUUAAUUUUUCAGUUGCACUGCCCCCAUGCUGAGAUAUGAGAAAUUAUCUCUUGCCAACAAGUUAGCACUUCUGGGACAUGUAAUGGUCCGAUUCUGUUGCCCUGCAGCAGCAUUUAUAUUUCUGAAUUGCCCAUCUCCAUGGUAACUGAGCAAACAUUACAAACAUGAAUAGUACAUCAGAAGUAUGUGAAAGGAUCCACGUUUCCUCCCCUGUGUCAGACAGAGCCAGCUGUUUCUCAGUCACUCUGGAGUGCAGCUAGCUGCGAACUGGCAGC
Molecule: messenger RNA, 2957 nt
Organism: Mauremys mutica (yellowpond turtle)
Lineage: Eukaryota; Metazoa; Chordata; Testudines; Geoemydidae
Gene: ARMC9
Product: armadillo repeat containing 9
Exons: 24
Coding region: 120-2441 (773 amino acids)
Biological process (GO): cilium assembly
Cellular component (GO): ciliary basal body; ciliary tip; centriole
Molecular function (GO): protein binding
Source: RefSeq, a predicted model, not a curated record